GACUGCACGUGUUGACGAGCUCUCUCUGUUGCUGUGAAGAGCUUCGAUCAGAUUGAUUUCUUUGAUUUGUAUGCGCAUGCGCUUGUGAAGCAGACGACAAUGCGGUACUACCGCUGGCUGUGGUGGUCACUGUUAAAGCACCGAGCCGGCGACAACGAAGUCAGUGUGAGAGUGGUGUUUCUAAGCAACUUAGUAUGUGUAGUAUGAAGACGGGAGAAAAUAAUUGCCCUAAUAUGGAAGGUUGACAAGACAAUAGAAUAUUUCUGUCUGCAUAAAAGAUUGAUGGAUGUCGGUUGAAAGAAAUUGGAAAUAAUCAAAGUCUGCCAGGCGGUAGGGGAGCGUGUCACGCAAUGCACAUCUAACUUUUAUACACUGAGAAUAUAAGACGUUCGUGUCCCGCUAAUUCGUUAUGUUCGUCCUGCUUCCCAGAGAUUUGCCCAACUAUUACGCUAGGACAUGACCAUGGCGUUUCACGGAUAUAGGAAUGGACAGCCGGAUCAAGGAAGAAAAAUGAGCUCUGAAAACUCAUAUUCCAACAAUUCCAACUUUGGUGAGUGUUUGUUUUUGUUUGGACGUCCGUAAUCAUUGAAACAGACUAAAGUUGAGAGAUGUGUCAUUUGAUCACUGAAAAUGUACAUUUUGGCAGCUAAACACGGCCCUGAACUCUUUAAGAAGAUCAUUUAAGCUCAAGGCUGAAAUACCCGUCAAAAUCAAGGACGAGGCUUGUCACGAAGUUCCUAACUAAUACAGAACGUGAAACCAAUGGCUUAUAUGCCAAGCAGAAGACAAGGUGUCUGUCAGAAGCGAUUUUUGUCACUAUCCUGGUACUAAUCAUGCAUCAACGACUGCAACAUGAAGAGACUGGCCAGGGACAUAUAUAUUUAAACACGAUCAUAAUCUGGAAAUUGUAUCUUUGUUUUUAUACCUCCGUGUCUGCAUACUGAAUUUUUAUGCUGAUUCGGGAAAUUUAGGCGAAUUUAUUUAUACUCUGAUAACAAAAAAAAAACCCGCGAAAAUAAUAUUUUCCACAACAUCGUUAUCACAAGGGCCAUAAAGUCCAUGCUCCCUCACCUAGACUGGGUCUGACGUUUGUGUGUCGACUGUAAUGGAUUAAUACCUUUGAAAGAACACAGGACAUCGGAGGCUCCACAACGUGUGCACAUUCCCCUAACAGACGACUCUUAGAACUGAACGCAGCCUCGCCAGAAGCGCGGAACAUGCCUCGUCCCAUUAAGGCAAACUAGCUCUGUAGAGGUUGGUGUUAAACUUUAUUACCUAAAAUAACCGUAAUAGCAAGAAACGCCAUUAGCCUCAGAAAAGACUCUCAGAGAACUAAAUCCACUUGUGUUAAAAUGGCAUGAAGAAAUAUUUGAUUCCGUCAGUGUUCUCAAAGUUCAUCUGUAAGUGUGUUUACCUUUAGUGUGUGGCUGUACAUUUAACCCAUCUGUCAUCCAUACAGACGUAUUAUGCGAAGAGGCUAUCGGUUGAAUCGUUAUGAAUCCACUGGAGAAGGAGGUACCAUUACGAGUAUAAUCGCACUGCAAUAUUUAACGUUCGAUAAAUGUUUCCUCACUUGCUAAGGAUCUGAGAAAGUACAGUCCAUCAUGCCAGCCCACCUCCGUCUUCUGAAACAUUCCUAACAGGCUAAUUAUACUCCGUGUAUUGUCAGAACAAAUGUGAAUGUUUUCACAGCGCUGUUUGCAGCGUAUUUUAGACGCUCUCCCGCCCAUGGCAUCACUGGGGUCCUGUUUAUGAAUUUAUGAGUACUUGAUUGAGUAAUAGGCAAAGAGAGGUGUAUUGGCACGUCUGUUACGAAUGUGCGACGAUGCAUAUAAAUGAUUCGUUAGUUAAAGAUUUAUUCUAUUUGUAGCUCAGCUUAUGAAGCGGCCCCAUUGACUGCAUUCAUGGAUGUCUACAAGUGAUCAAGACAGUUGAGAAUCGAUAAGAUGAUUGGAUCAAAAUAACUGUUUCGGUUUUCCACUGAAUCAGAUUUACAACCAAACUUAGUAAAUGCGUCAAACCAAUGUCAUUUUGAAUUCAGAAAUAGAAGAAAUAAUCUAAAGAUAUGGAGGGCGGAUUCGUAAUUUCGAUUUCGAAUUAAACAGAGCGAAGAACAAAAACGUUCAUAUCAAAGUAGCGCUUCUGGUGUCUGCAAUCCCAAAGAAUUAUGUGUUAAAGUAUCAGGAACACGGCCGUCGUAAUCACAGUUUAUGAACGACAAUGGCAAGUGCAGCUCCUCUUGGACAGCAAGUCGUCGCAUCUUUAUACUUGAUAUGGGUCCUGUUCCUGUUUGGAAUUCACAGUUUUCCCGAAGACGUGUACGACAGCAAAUACUCCACCAGAAUCGACGGCGACAUCAAUCUUGGCGCCGUGUUUUCAAUCCACGCAUCGAAAGACGGCCGCUGUAGUGACAGUAUAUUUGGAUUCAGGGCUAUUGAAUAUGUCGAAGCUGUCAGAUUUGCAAUUAGUGAAAUUAACAACAGUUCUGACAUCCUGUCAAACAUUACAUUAGGCACCACCAUCUUGGACGAUUGCUUUCUGCCCUCUAUGGCCCUGGCACGGGCGAUGCAAUUUAUGCCGGAAGCCAACAGACUGCACAGCACGUGCAAUGCCUCGUCAUGUGAAGACCGGAAACUACCGAGAUUUUACGAUGUUGUCGGAGUGUUGGGUGCAUAUACGAGUUCCUUAAGUAUAGUCGUUGCCAACGUGAUGACCUUGUUUAAGAUCCCCCAAAUCAGUCAUACGGCGACUAGUGAUUUGUUGAGUGACAAAACGAAGUUUCCAUACUUUCUGAGAAUGGUUCCAGCAGAUCUGAAUCAGGUGAAGGUGAUAGCGGACGUUUUACAAUAUUUUAACUGGAGCUACGUAUCAGUCGUGUAUUCUGAAGGAAGUUAUGGACAGGAGAGCGAGAAGAAGCUGAAACCGCUACUUCGCCAAAUUGAUAUAUGCGUAGCCCAGUCUAUUGAACUACGAGACGGCAUGACCAAGGAGGAUUACGACGAUGUCAUAACGUCCUUAAGAAGAUACACAACCGCAAAGGUAGUCGUACUAUACGCCGACAUCAAGCAUACCAUGUUCAUUAUGAAGGCCGUGAAAAGAACUCGUGCAUCACGGGAGUUUAUCUGGAUCGGAAGUGAUGGAUUGUCGGUUGUUUUAAAUGAUCAUUCGGAUAUCUGCAACGACAUAGUGGGCUCACUGGCUGUAAGGCCGUAUUCAUCAACGCUGCCGACGUUCAUGACGUAUAUGAAGACACACCUUCAAGCAAGAAAAUAUAACGAACAGGAACGAAGAAAACUCAAAAGUUUUGAUCAGUGGUUUUGCUUUGAAGGCCAUGAGCCUGGGAGUGAAGAAACGGACGAAAUCUUAGAUAAUUCUACGAUGGACCGUGUUGACUAUAUCCCCAAAUUUGCAGCAUCGUACGUAGUGGAUGCAGUGUACGCAUUUGCGAAUGCGCUGGAUGCGUACAUCAAAGAUGCGUGUCCCACUGCUAGAGGUAAGGAAGUGCAAAGCUGUAUUAACACUGAAACCCUUCUGAAAUAUGUUAAGAAAGUAGAAUACUAUGGUUCCAUCGGGAAGAUAUCUUUUGACCAAAAUGGUGACGUAGUUGGCAAACUUGACGUUCGUCAGUGUCAGAUGGUCAACAGUUUGCCGCUUCAUCAGAAUGUGGGCAUGUGGGAUAUGCGAACCGCCAUGUUAAAUAUAGACGAAACCUUUCUUCAGUGGCCGAGUUUUACAAACGGAAGUGAAGGUUUACCGCUCUCCGAGUGUGCGGAACCGUGCGGUGUCGGUGAAAUCGCAACGUUUCCCAGAGAGACAUGCUGCUGGAAAUGUGUCGCCUGCAAAGACAACGAAGUUACAUCCUCUAACUCAACACAAUGUCAAGCAUGUGAUGAGUUCCUCUGGCCUGAUAAUCAAACGAGAAAGACGUGCCUUUCAGUGGAUCCAACUUACGUCAGAAUGAGCGAUCCAAUUGCAAUCGUUCUCUUCUUCUUCACCAUCGUCGGACUCUCCCUCACCACGUUCGUCAUCCUGUUCUUCCACAACUUCCGGAAGGAGCGGAUUAUCCGGUCGUCGAGCCGCGAGCUGUCCCAGAUGAUGCUAGUGGGGAUUUGUGCCGCCUACCUCCUCGUCUUCGGCUUCCUCACGUUCCCAAACAACUUUUCAUGCUACGUCAACAACGUUGGCUUUAGUCUGACCUUCACCUUGGUCUACGUACCGCUGUUGGUGAAGACCAGUAGAAUCUACCGAAUCUUCAGAGCGGGAAAGAAAACGACUGUUCUCCCACGCUGCACGAGUUCUUCGUCCCAGGUUGUCAUAGUAACCGGCUUAUUAACCUUUCAGGUAAUCUUGGUGACUGUUUCGACGAGUCUGGCGCCUCCACGUGUUGCAAAGAGCAUGCCUGUGAGAACUGAAAGAUUUGUGGAGCUGUACUGCGAUAUGCCCUUAGUGGGCCUCCUGUCAUCCCUGUCCUUCAACCUCGUUCUGGUUAUAAUCUGUGUAUUUUACGCUUUCAAAACGAGGCGACUUCCGGAUAACUACAACGAGUCUCGUUAUAUCGCGUUUUGUGUGGACACGACGCUUUUAGUGUGGAUUUCCUUCGUUCCAACGUAUUUCACCACAUCUUUAGCGUAUUAUAAAGUCAUCAUACUAUCUAUAGCGUUAAUUGUAAACAGUUCAGUGUGCUUGUUGUGUCUAUUUAUUCCAAAAGUCUAUGCUCUCUACCAGCAGAAGAAAACGAACAGUGGAACGCAAGAUCGUUGUUAUAAUCCAUUGAACACCACCCAGAAAGAAACUGGAAUCUGUCCCAACCGGUUCUCGAACAGUGACUUCUUUACGUCUAAGUCCUCUUUUAAUAUGACAGAACAAACGGAAAACAAGCAACCCGCAAACGGAACCGGUUUAUCCAAACAUGUUGAGAUUGUUCUCAAACCGGAAUCGGAUUCUUCUCCAGGCCAUUCGGAGUUGAGUGUUAAUUGCCAAUAAUGACACACGUUAUAUGUUUUAAGAUGCGGUGCCGUUUUUGUUGAAAUAUUCAACAUUUUCAAUGAUUCGUUGGAUAUCUGUGUUAGGAUGUUGUCAUUGUCGGUUUGUAUUUGUUGGCUGAUUUACUGAAUCUAAACUAACUGAUGAAGUAAUUAUGUUUUCACCGCCAAAAGAAACGCGAACCAGAGAAACAUAUAGAGAAGUAUGUACGUUAAGAGGAGAUGUUUCCAAUGUGUACCAAUUAAUGUCAAAAAUACAAUCAGCCAGGUGUUACCACAGUGUCAUUAUUCUAUUACGAUAUGCUGCACGUGUCCAAACUUUACACGCUAAUCCUGUGCGAGACAAAAGGUGCAUUUCGAGUCAUGGGUCUAUGACGUCACAUGUGAUGCGUUCAUGAGCGUCGGUUCACACAACACACCAGUAUGUUCGUUUGUGUGACUAACGAAUCUCAUAUCCCUUGAAUAUGAGUAAUUCUUCAUAUAGUAACAUACAUGUAUGAUAUUAGCGUUUCUUUUGUCGGUGAGUAUAGAAACUGCUGGGCAAAAGAAAGUAUACACUUGAAAAUUGGAUUUGACAAAAAAAAAUCAAACGUUAUCAAAACCGUUACUAGGCUGAAAAUACAAAUGUAAAAAAUAUGAACGUUUGUUGUACGAAAAUAUGUGCAUGUGCAUAGCAUAUAUUAUUCAUGUAAAUGAACUCAUUCAUGAAUAAACUUCUUCUACUUCUACAAGGCUGAAAACAGUCCCUGAAACACUGCAAGUUUAAGGCCCUACGUACAAUACGGCACGGUAAUCAAAUACAUCACCUCAAAUAUCCCUUUCUUCCUUGUUUCAUUUUUAGCCGCCAUUAAAGAUGAGUGUGUACUUUUGCACGUCAGUUUAUACAAGGAUAAAGAGACCCUUCUCAUCAGUCAGAUUGGUGGAGCCAAGAUUCUACGUUGAUGUGAAGAACUUAUCAUUCAAUUAAAAUUAUUACCACUGCCUGU
This is a messenger RNA of Haliotis rufescens (red abalone), 5968 nucleotides long. Its product is annotated as metabotropic glutamate receptor 7-like. Gene Ontology annotation, biological process: G protein-coupled glutamate receptor signaling pathway; regulation of synaptic transmission, glutamatergic. Gene Ontology annotation, cellular component: membrane. Gene Ontology annotation, molecular function: group II metabotropic glutamate receptor activity. The record is from RefSeq and is a predicted model, not a curated record. Lineage: Eukaryota; Metazoa; Mollusca; Gastropoda; Lepetellida; Haliotidae. The coding region runs from base 2221 to 4983 and encodes 920 amino acids. The transcript has 2 exons.